Plectropomus leopardus (leopard coralgrouper) is the source of this 1749-nucleotide messenger RNA. The record is from RefSeq and is a predicted model, not a curated record. Lineage: Eukaryota; Metazoa; Chordata; Actinopteri; Perciformes; Serranidae.
GCAUGUCGGCCAAAGACACGAUGAGACGUAACAAGACUACCAUCCAGGACGUGCUGUGUGCAGACCACAGGCUCGUCCUCAACAAAGUUCACGAGAACAACCUGAUAACCAGGCGGGAAUACAACAACCUGAAGAGCAUCAACAGAGAGGAUGUGGAGGGUCACGUGGUUGAGCUGGUGGAUAAGAUCAUGAACAAAGGAGAGGACACCUGCAGAGACUUCCUGAACCUCCUGCAGACCGAUGAUGACAUUAAAACCGCUUUCCCCGAGCUGAAGAACAUCCAGCUGAACGACAGCAGCCUGUUACCCAAACCUGUCCAAGCUUCUUCAGUUGGCAACGUCGACGACAGUGAUGUUUUUCCACGAGACAGCAAGAGGCAAAAAGAGAAUGAGCAGUACAAGUUGAACAGCCAGCCCACAGGCCUCUGCGUGAUCAUCAACAACGAGAAUUUCAUGAAUUACGACCCGAGAAGGGGAACUAACAAAGAUGCUGAGAGUUUGGCGGAGGUCUUCAGCUGGCUGGGCUUCAGAGUGCUGAUGUGUAAAGACCAAACCGGAGACCAGAUGGAUCGCGCUCUGAAAUGUUUUGCCUCUCUGAGCGACCUCUCUCAGCUGCAGGAGUUCGAUGUCCAGGAGUGGUCCGGCAGCAGAUUCGCUCCCCUCCAGGACGCUCCUAAGCACGGCGAUGCCUUCAUCUGCUGUAUCCUGAGUCACGGAAAAAAGGGCGUCGUCCAGGGUACUGACUGGGAGCCCCUCGCCAUUGAACAAAUAACCAGAACCUUCAAGGCUCACCCAUCCCUCACCGCUAAGCCCAAAGUGUUCCUGAUCCAGGCCUGCCAGGGAGACCGGAUACAGCGCGGGGUGCUUUUAGACGGUCUGGAGACGGAUGACUCUCCCUCAGUGUCCAUCCCGCAGGAGGCCGAUGUCCUGGUUGCCGUGGCCACUGUUGAAGAAUAUCGCGCAUUUCGGGACCCAAAAAAUGGGACCUGGUUCAUCCAGUCUUUGUGUCAGCAGCUAAAGGAGGGCUGUCCGAGGAGUGAAGACAUUACCACCAUCCUCCACCGUGUGAACGAUGAAGUCGCCCAAAAAGAGGGAUCCAGCCAACCUGGAGCGAAAAAGCAGAUGCCUGAAGUUAGGUUCACCCUGAGGAAGAAACUCGUGUUGUCUCCACACCACUGCUGAAGCUUAAACCACCUAAAAUUAUACAAACACACUUUAUCUUUUAUGUAAGGAUGUAUAAUUAACUCAUUGGACGGGUUUUCUAAAAAUAUGCUUUUUAUGGGUCCAAAUCUUAUUUUCUUAUUUUUACACAAUGAAUUAUUGUCUUUUAUAUUUUCUAUGUUUUUAUACCUCCACUCCAGCGAGGAGGCAUUAUGUUUUUGGGUUGUCCGUCCGUCCGUACAAUUUCUUCUGAAUUGGAUAUUUCAAGAAUGCCUUGAAGGAAUUUCUUCAAAUUUGGCACAAACGUCCAUUUGGACUCAACAAUGAAUUUGUGAGAUUUUGGUGGUCAAAAGUUAAGGUCAUCUAGACCUCAUCAUCCUCAUUCUUGUGAAUACAAUAUCUUAAGAGCAGCUUGAGAGAAUUUCAGCACCUUUGGCACAAACUUCCACUUAGAGUCAACAACAAACUUAUUAAAUUUUUGUGGUCAAAGGUCACUGUCAACUUGUACCAGUCUCAAUUUCAUGAAUGUGUCAAAAACAUUCUCAUUAGAAAAUCAUUACAUUAUAGUCAAAAUAAACAUUUUUGUUGA